AGCUUUUAAACAUUCGAAACAUGAAAAAUUUGAUCUUGAAUUGGAAAAUGAAGCUAUGAUAGAUGAAGAAGAUGUUAAAGGAAGCUAUAAUGAAGUUUUACGAGAAAAACUUUUGCAGGACCCAUUAAACUAUGAAAAAGAUUCUAGAGUUAAUUUAGAAAAAAAUCUUAUCAAUACCUCGAACUUGAAAAAUUCUGCACAUCAAAAAAAUGAGGAAUGUGUUUAUAGCAAUGAAGGUGUUUCUAUGAAACUACGCAAGUCGAAUGAUAAAAUGAAAACGGAUUCGCAGAAUACAACAGAUGAUAAUAAAGAAAAUUGCGUAGAAAACUUAACAAAAUCUAAUAAUUUCGAAGUUAAAUCUCAAAUUUCAAAAAAGGAACUUUCGGAAAAGAAGUUACCGGAACCUACAGAAACAGAUGCAAAAAAUUUUGAACUUAAGAAAAAUUCUCCAAAUAUGAAAAUAAAUCCUCCAACUAAUUUGCUGCAGCAUCCUAUAAAGAGCUGGUCUGGGUCAUCAGUUCAAAAUAAGGAAAAGAUACCAGUUCCAAAUGUGAUUAAAUAUGUGGAAAUUUAUGAAAAGAAAAGGCAAGAUUAUUUAAAAAAGCAAAAAGAAGAAGAUCGAAAAAAUAGAAUUUUUCAUAGUAAACCUGCACCUAACUUCGCUUUAGUAAGAGAAAAUUCUAAAAAGCAAUAUAUUGAAAAGAAAAUAACCGAGCCUAUUACGCCAAGGGUUUUAAAAAAUUCAUUUAAAGCUAGCGAAAAGUUGAAAAAGUUAGAAAACAUAAAACAAAAAUCUCCAAAAAAAUAUCACGCAAGAGAAGCCAGGGUUUUAAAUGAAAGCCCUUUUGUUCCAAAGAAGGAAACUCACGUUCUAGAAACUCAACCUUUUAAAUUACAUAUUGAAAAAAGAUUGUGCGAACGUAAAUAUUUUGAUGAAAAGAUUCACAGGUUAAUGGAAGAAAAGAAGAAGAAAGAAGAAGAGGAACGAAUUAAAAGAGAUGAAGAACUAUCAAAAGAAUUCAGAAAAAUGACAACAUUCAAAGCACGUCCAAACCCAUUUAAAUAGGAAGUUCUUAUCGUAGUUAUGUGUAACAAACCAAUCAUCGUAUACAAAAUUAAUUGUCACAAAAUGUCAUUCUAAGGAUAACAUAGAAACUUUUUGUUUUCAAAACAUCAUACAUAUUAUUCUUUUACUACUACUUUCAUGCCAGUGUUGGAUCAACAUUUAAAUAAUAGUAUAAAGAUACUACACAUUUAUUAAAAUUGUAAAACUUUUUGUUGCAAUCAAUUAAAUACAACAUGUUUUAUUAGUAUAUAUGACAAGUAUUACACGAAUUUAAAGUAUUAUUUGAAA
Condylostylus longicornis is the source of this 1354-nucleotide messenger RNA. Its product is annotated as nexilin-like. The transcript has 5 exons. The record is from RefSeq and is a predicted model, not a curated record. NCBI's taxonomy places the organism in Eukaryota, Metazoa, Arthropoda, Insecta, Diptera, Dolichopodidae. The coding region runs from base 56 to 1066 and encodes 336 amino acids.